Messenger RNA from Sinocyclocheilus grahami, 878 nucleotides. RefSeq lists its product as uncharacterized. NCBI's taxonomy places the organism in Eukaryota, Metazoa, Chordata, Actinopteri, Cypriniformes, Cyprinidae. Bases 84 to 878 code for a protein of 264 amino acids. The record is from RefSeq and is a predicted model, not a curated record. Gene Ontology annotation, cellular component: membrane. The transcript has 4 exons.
UCCAGACACUCGUGUCACGAUCUGAAGCAGCAUCACACUCUUCUGCUGGGAUUGGGCUCUUCUGGAAACUGGUCUUUGGAGAAAUGAUGCUGAUCUUUGGACUGAUGCUGCUGCUGCAAACUGCUGCAUGUCUGGAUCAGUUCUGCAAGUUUAAUCAGUCUGUUCCCUGUUACGGAGCUCUGCGACACAAGCUCAAUGUGCUGAUGGUGCGGGAGGCUAGAAAAUAUGACGAUAUGAAGAUACAAAAGAGAAUAAACUACAACAAAACAACUGAUCCAGUUUGUAGAGUAAAGAAUGGCAGGAUGAGGAAUUGUGAUCUUUAUAGUAACAGAACUGAAGUUGCAGUCAUUAAUGGGACUCUGAUAAUAAACCGUGUAAUCAGAGCAGAUUCAGGGAAUUACACUUUAUCUCUCUAUCAUUGCUCAAACUGCUCAGAAACAUCCACAGAUCUUCAAGUGAAUGUUGAAGCUCCUAUUGACUCAGUGGAAGUGUCAAUCAGCUGCUCCUCCAGUGGGGCGAUGAGGGUUUUCUGCUCCUCUGAGGGCGAUCAGAUCCUCUACAGCUGGACUCUGAAUGGAGGUCCACUGAUGGAUGGAAACUCCAGCAUUGAUCUGGAUGAGGGAACUGAUGGAAACAUCAGCUGCAGUGUGAAGAACCACGUCAGUCACAGACAGAAGACUGUUAAUGUCAAACAAUGUCCUGAAUCACUCCCGGCUGCUGAUGUGGAAUAUGUUGAGAUCCAACCGCAGAAGAAGAGGAAGGAGAGGAAAGAGAAGGAGGAAGAGGUUCAGUACGGCGAGGUGACGUUCACUCUAAACCUCUCAAGCACUUACACACGGUCUCAGGAGGAGUGUAUUUAUUCUCAGGUACACAGAUGA